AUGUCGACCACACCAUCACCAUCCAAACGACCGCGUAUACCCACAUCCUCCGCUGUCGCCUCAGCCACCGCCUCGCCUUUUCCCGGUGCUGGUGCUGGCACUGGUCGACCCUCCCAUGGCGGACCACGCUCCGUCGGGCCCACUGGCACCUCUGCGCACCCCUCCGUCGGUCCUAUGCCCAUCGUGGGCCUCGGAAUGAGCCUCAUGGACACCUAUUCCCCCGCACCCGGAACCGUCGACUCUUACGGCAUGACCGGAUUCACGCCGUACAGCACCACCUCGCCCGCGUACAUCGCCGGUGCCGCUUCGGCAGCUUCUCCCAUCAGCGCAGCACUGGCACACGGAUCGCGCAUCCUUUCCGGCAUCCAGGCAGGCUCUCCCUUCUACAACAACGGCUCGACGCCCAUGAUCCCACAGCAAGCACGGUACGCGCCAGGGAUGAUGCAGCCAACACCGUCCCAGCUGCAACAACAUCAGCUGCUAGCAGCACAGCAGGCACAACAGCCGAGACCACCAUCAGUACCUCAACACGGCUCGCCCGAGUACUUGAAGCUCGCGUUGCAGCAUUUGCAAACCACAUUGCUGACGAGACUGGAGAGCGAUGCAGAGGCAUUCUUCGAUGCUGCAGACUCGGCGGUUGCGAGCACAGCAGACUCACGAUUGGUCGCUCAAAAAGCUGCCUCGUUCCAGCUGGCCAUGGACAACGUGUUGGCGUACCUCGAGAAAAACGGACUGGCAAGCAUUCCUCUUCUUCCCCUGCCAGAAUCAAAUUCUACCGACACUAAAGACACCGCACCACAAUCGACCGAGAGUCCAAAGGAUGCGGCCUCCACUACAAUUCAAGACGCAGCGCCAGCAGUACCAGCUUCGACUUCAGCAGAAGCAUCUCCGCCUUCACUCCAGACAGAAAUUACCCUGCUGCAACAUCAAGCCAAAGACCUCUUCGAUCGCCGUCAGAGACUCAAAGAGUCGGCUUCCAUUGUCGGCGGCAUCCUCGACUCCUAG
This is a messenger RNA of Sporisorium graminicola, 1005 nucleotides long. RefSeq lists its product as uncharacterized. The record is from RefSeq and is a predicted model, not a curated record. NCBI's taxonomy places the organism in Eukaryota, Fungi, Basidiomycota, Ustilaginomycetes, Ustilaginales, Ustilaginaceae. Bases 1 to 1005 code for a protein of 334 amino acids. The transcript is spliced from 2 exons.